UAAGCAUUCCAAGAAGCCAUUUAUUAUGGUGGCUUCAGGUGCAUUUAAAGACAUUCGAAGUAGAGAUAAAUAUGAAAAUCUGCAACGUAAAUUAAAUGAGGGCGAGGUUUUCACCGAGUUUCGCUCAACUGGCGUAAAAAGUCAAAUGCCUUGUUCUGUUGGUUGUCAUGUAGAUAACCUUUCUCGAAAUCGCUAUCAAUCUAUUGUACCUUAUGACGAAAAUCGUGUACAACUGUCUGGAAGACCUGACAAUAUGCUUGGUUAUAUAAAUGCGUCUAGUAUAAAAUGGAGACGCGGUCUGCAUAAAUUGAGCUUCAUUGCAGCUCAAGCGCCGCUAAAAAAUACUGUCGAAGAUUUUUGGCAAAUGAUUUGGGAACAAAAGGUUUCUAUAAUAAUUAUGCUGAAUGCCAGGGAUGACGAGGAUAAACUUUUGUGUUGUCAGUACUGGCCUCAAGAAUGGAAUCUUGAUCAAAAAUUUCAGAGUGGACCGUUUACAGUUACUUUCCAUACGUAUAGGAGAACUCCCGAGUACUUUUUAGAUGUUCUGACAAUCACCAAUGCUUCUGGUGAGCAACAGCUAAUAAGUAAUCUUUAUUUCACUCAAUGGUCAGGAGAUGACUGUCCGUGUGAUUUAUCAAUUUUUGUCAGCAUUUUGGAAGAGAUUGACUCUGUACAAAAUCUUAUGCGCACUAAAGAUCCCGUCCAAGCUCCUAUCGCUGUCCUGUGUCAUGAUGGAGUUGGUCGUACCGGUGUCCUAAUAAUGUCUUAUAUUAUGAAAUAUUGUCUAAAGCAUGACAUUGAAAUGAAUAUAUCACACUUGCUUGGCUUCCUCCGCUCCAAUAGAAUGUUUAUGGUUACUUCACUAAAACAAUAUAUUUCCGUUCAUGAAGCUUUGAUUUAUUUCCUGAAAGGCUUAUUUGCUCCUUCAAAAUCGUAUCUCGUUGGUCCAUUUAGGAUCUAGUCUGAAAUUAAACGACUUUAAUCGUAUGGAAUUUACAUAUUUUUCUUUUGGAACUACAUUUUUCAUGAGUACUUUCCUGUU
Octopus sinensis (East Asian common octopus) is the source of this 1042-nucleotide messenger RNA. RefSeq names its product tyrosine-protein phosphatase non-receptor type 14-like. NCBI's taxonomy places the organism in Eukaryota, Metazoa, Mollusca, Cephalopoda, Octopoda, Octopodidae. Gene Ontology annotation, biological process: protein dephosphorylation. Gene Ontology annotation, molecular function: protein tyrosine phosphatase activity. Bases 26 to 961 code for a protein of 311 amino acids. The transcript has a single exon. The record is from RefSeq and is a predicted model, not a curated record.